Molecule: messenger RNA, 1834 nt
Organism: Scleropages formosus (Asian bonytongue)
Lineage: Eukaryota; Metazoa; Chordata; Actinopteri; Osteoglossiformes; Osteoglossidae
Gene: plaat1
Product: phospholipase A and acyltransferase 1
Exons: 3
Coding region: 127-726 (199 amino acids)
Biological process (GO): N-acylphosphatidylethanolamine metabolic process
Cellular component (GO): cytoplasm
Molecular function (GO): A2-type glycerophospholipase activity; glycerophospholipid phospholipase A1 activity
Source: RefSeq, a predicted model, not a curated record
CUCUGAGCUGGACAUAAAAGGGUCUUUUUUGGCCCAUUACAAUGAGAUUAUGUCAGCAAUUUUUUGGGGAACUAUGCAGAGUAAUAACUGACCAAUAUUCCUGAGAAGGCAAUGUCCUAACACAUCAUGUGUGUAUUUCAGGAAGGUUGCUACAUAUGCAUUGCUAAUGAGGAAAAUUCUGGAUGUCCCUCCCAUCCCAUCCAGAUGGCUUCCAAUGACCCUGACCCUGGCCUUCCCCCUUCCGACCCCCCUGGGAACCCUCAGCCCGGUGACCUCAUCGAGAUCUUCAGACCGGCCUAUCAGCACUGGGCUCUGUACCUCGGUGAUGGUUACAUCAUUAACCUGACGCCUGUGGACGAAGGCCAGGCAGCGGCCAUGUCCAGCGUGAAGUCUGUGUUCAGCCGCAAGGCCAUCGUGCGCAUGCAGCUGCUCAAGGAGGUGGUGGGCAGCGACUCGUACCGCAUCAACAACAAGUACGACGACAACCACACCCCGCUGCCCGUCUCCGAAAUUAUCGACCGCGCCCAGAUGCUCAUUGGCCAGGAGGUGUCGUAUGACUUGCUAGGCAGCAACUGCGAGCACUUUGUCACCCUGCUGCGCUACGGGGAAGGAGUGUCUGAGCAGGCAUCGCGAGCGAUCGGGGCCAUCAGCCUGGUGACGGCAGCCGCCAGCGCAUUCUCGAUGCUGGGCCUGAUCAACACGCGCUCGAGAAACAGGCCUUUCUGAGCCCCUCGCUGACCCGCCGCAUCGAACCCUCACUAAGCUACCCCCUCUUGUGCUACAGAUCAGGCACAUGAUACAUUUCAUAAGACACACAUUGUACGAGAAAUGGGGGGAGGAUCUGCUUGUAACGGUUUGCUGUGCUGCCACUUAAUCCAAACAGUCCCUGUUCAGUCAUCAUUAACGUUGGAAUUUUGUUGUGUGAGCCGUCACAAAAUUAUUAAUUUUUUUUUUAACUACUUACGGGCCUGAAAGUAGUACUCGAAAAAGUGUUACUUUGAAAAAAUGAAACGGACAAAUCUAUUCGAUGAUUUUUAAAAACAGAACAUAUGUUUUACUAGUUUGAAAACUCUGGCCUGCGAUGUUUGUCAUCUCCAUGAAGUGGAGUAGUGGUGAAGGAACUUAGACUCAGGGUUGCAGAUCCUAGUCUCUCAAGGGGGUACUAGUAUUACCUACGAGCAAUUUAUGCAACGUACAUUUCCAGCGUCUUACAUGGCAAGAGUUGAUAUUGUGAACUUAUUAAAACAGUUCUUUUUACCAUUAGGCUGCUGUGUCUCCUGCAGGGACUGCCCAGUAAGAGGGCACUUGAGGACACUGGAAAACAUUCAAGCCACUAAAACAUGAGAGUUUCAAUUGGAAUUCUUUGCCUUUUUGCCUGGUUAUCCAAAUGCCUUAAAUUAAUACUUGCAGUUUGUUACCCUUAGUAAUUUCACCAAUUUGGUCAUCUGGAGAGCAUCAACAUUACAAUGGAACUUUAACAUGGACUGGAAUAUUUUUUGAAAAACUAUGCAUUUUCCAUCUAAUCAACAGGAUCGCAACAAUAAUACCUCCUGAUGUUGAAACAAGCCAUCAUCUCCUGUUCACUUUUACUGUUCAAAUGAAUGCAAAUAAAUCCAGACUUUGUAAAUACCUUGCAUGGGUCCUGUGUGCCUUAUACAACUUCAUCUUUAAGGACUCGACCCAAAAGACAAUGUAUGAAAUCCAUCAACUAUCCGAGAAACCAAAAUUAUAGUUCCAUAAAACUGUCAAAGCUUUACUAUUUGUGGUCUUUCAGGCAACAUCCCAAUUUUCCACAACACCAUGAAAGCUGUUAACACUGAAAGGGUCACAUGAU